Haliotis rubra (blacklip abalone) is the source of this 6914-nucleotide messenger RNA. RefSeq names its product choline/ethanolaminephosphotransferase 1-like. The record is from RefSeq and is a predicted model, not a curated record. Bases 146 to 1303 code for a protein of 385 amino acids. Gene Ontology annotation, cellular component: Golgi apparatus; endoplasmic reticulum membrane. The transcript has 8 exons. Gene Ontology annotation, molecular function: diacylglycerol cholinephosphotransferase activity; ethanolaminephosphotransferase activity. Lineage: Eukaryota; Metazoa; Mollusca; Gastropoda; Lepetellida; Haliotidae. Gene Ontology annotation, biological process: phosphatidylethanolamine biosynthetic process.
GCUGUUUUCUGAUGGUGGGUCGAAAACCUUGUGAUGUGGAGGGUCCCAGCUGACACAGAAAAGAAAGAAAACAUUCUUGAAACAAAUAUCAGUUAGCUUCUGACUGCCGUCGUUUAUAGUACAUCUGUACUUCCCAAUCGACAUCAUGAUGGAGGUUUUAACAUCUGCACAGCUGAAGCGACUGUCAGAACACAAGUACAGUUCCGAAGGGACAUCCAUUUUGGAACCACCUAUGCAAGUGUUUUGGAGGUGGCUUAUUGAACAAAUACCCACCACCUGGGCCCCAAACACAUUGACGAUCGUGGGUUUGCUUGUCAAUAUCCUGUCUACUCUCGUCCUCGUUUACUACAGUCCCGAUGCUCAACAGGACGUGCCAUCUUGGGCGUACUUUCUGUGUGGUUUUGGACUGUUCGUCUACCAGUCCCUGGACGCCAUCGAUGGCAAGCAGGCACGGCGUACGAAGUCCAACACACCCCUCGGAGAGCUGUUUGACCAUGGGUGUGACUCCGUGUCAACAGUGUUCGUCAUGCUGGGUGUGAGCAUCGCAAUGAAGCUGGGGAAGAACCCAGGAUGGAUGCUGUUCGAGAACUUAAUGGCUGUGUUUUUAUUUUACUGUGCACAUUGGCAGGCUUACGUCUGCGGUAAACUCAGGUUUGGCCCCCUGGAUGCCACGGAGGGCCAGUUUACAGUUAUGUUUGUGCACCUAGUAUCUACAAUAAUGGGGGAUUCAUUCUGGGAUAUACAGAUCCCCAUCUUAGGGAUGGAGAUGAAGAUUCUAGUGAUACUAUUCAGCCUGUUUGGAGCAGCCGUGGCGAUGUACCGCACUUACUUGUGUGUCAUGAAGGGUGGCGUGGGCAAGAACGGAUCCACUGUUGCGGGCACCAGUACAAUAUUCCCAGUGUUCCCCAUCAUCCUGGCGCUCGUCCUGGGCACCCUCAUCCAGGCGAAGUCACCCACUCACGUGUUCGAGCGUCAUCCAUGUCUUUAUAUACUUAGUUUUGGGCUGCUGGCAGCAAAAGUCACCAACAGAUUGGUGGUGGCGAAUAUGACAAAGAGCGAGAUGAACUUGCUGGACUCAGGGUUGGUGGGACCUGGACUGAUGUUCUUAAACCAGUACUUCAAUAACUUCUUCAAUGAAUACUUCCUGUUGUGGAUAUGCUCUCUCUAUGUGACAGUAGACAUUGUGAAAUAUUCUUACAUCGUUUGUCAAGAAAUCUGCGACUACCUGGGCAUAUACUGUUUCACAAUCACCUCGAAACCCCCACCAAAAUCUACUACCAACGGCAAAGAGAAGAAAAGCUGAGACAUUGACUGACUGGAAUUACCUCCCUUGUUAUUUUCAUAUAUUUAUUGAAUUGUAGAGCAGACCUGAUGUUGUCAGUAGUUGUUGAUUUUAAUCCCAACUGAUCAAACGUGCACCUUUCGUAUGUGUCGUUAUGUUGCUCAUCAUCAGUGUCUCUGUAGGUUGAGAAGCGUGUCAUGUGUUUUGUUUCAUACGUUUUUAGUCCUUAAUUCAUUGUUAAAUAAAGAUAUAAAAUGCCGCAAUUAUCAUAGGAAUGACGUGAAGCUGGAAAAUCAGCACAAAAGAAAACUUCAAAUGUGAAAAUUGAAAACAAAAUUAUUGUAGGUUUUUAAUAUUUUUUAAUCUAAUUCUUAUGGGAUAUUUACAACAUGUAUUACCCUUUAUUGAGUAAGGAAGUAACUCAGUAAGCAAGAAGGCACUCCCAACAUGGGUGCUUGCUAAAAAUAGAUUCAUUUCAAAUGUUGCCUAUUUAGGAAAGCGCUAUAGAAAGAGCAUCCUCUCAGGCUUGCUUAGGUAUGUUUGAAGGAGAUUGCUGUGGUUUCCUUAGCUGUUGUACAUAGCAAUGUGACAUGUGAUUUUGUUGAACGUAAGCGGUUCAGUUGAGCAUACCUUUUUGUGCUAAAAUAUGCCAAAUUGUUUUAUUUUCAAAAUGUUUCCGUAACAUGUUUAACAAAUUAUGAAAAACUGAUGCAGUAGUACCAUUAUUCUCAAAACAAAUCUUGUUUAUCACCUGACUCCAGUCUAACAUCUAGAGAUUCAGGAGUGGAUUAAACAGUAAAUUGUUAAAAGCCACAAAUUUAGAAAUACAUGAUUCUUAUCCAUCUCUUAGGCUGUCAGUCACAAUAACAUAACUCUCGUUGAACAGCUGAUGAGUUGAGGGCCUUAUCAUGUUGGAAGCUUAAUGGAGCCUUCUCUCAGAAGCUUGUGAAAAUGUUUAACAUGACCUUGAACUUAAUAGAAUAACAUCCAGCACUUACUGAUUUCUAUUCUGCUAUUCACACAAAGCCAGGAAACAAACAACAUGUCUGUGUGUCAUAACUGCAUGAACAAAACAUGAAUGUUGAUCAUGUGACCACUUCAUUCCUCCAACAUGGUGUACAGUCAUGCUGGGAGUACAUUGACAAUCAAACUGUGAGAGUUGCUGAAAGUUGUUUUCAUGUCAUCUACAGUAUUUCACAAAUGGUCUGAUAUCAUCAAGCAAUAUAUUUAUCAUGUUGAUUCUAGAAACAACCUUUGGGGACAGUGUAGUCAAAUACUCACACAUACUUGACUUGGGCCUCCUUUCACAGAGCACUAAGGUGAUUGUAAGACACUAAGGUAACCUUAGUGCAGUGUUAAAGAAUGGGAGUUAAGGGUAACCUUAGUAAAGGUUGCUUCGUGAAAGGAGCCCCAGUUUUGGUUAGUUUAUGAAGUCAGCUGAAGGAAAGCCAAGCUUAACAGUGAUUGUCUCCAGAUCCUGUUAAUAGAUAACAGACUAUAAUUUCUGCUAAUGGAGUAGUUGAUAGCACACAUUUGACAGAAUUUCACCACAGGGACAUAUUGUUUUCUUGGUAAACACUGCCAUGUGCAAUUAUACUUAUUGAGUUUAGACAACAUGUCGACAAGCAGCAGUUAACUGGUUGAGACUGGAUGAUAUGACAUGUGGAACAUAUUAUACCUCAAGGUAAGCAGAUAAGGGGCAGCAAUCAGGCCAGAUAAGUGGGUUACUGUUAACGGAAAUCUGCCAGUACUUGCCAUUAUGGUUCUAUGUGGAAUUAUGGUAAAUAUGACCAUUCCUGUAUCCAUGACUGAUUACUUAUUUAUUAAUGAGUUUGUAUGAUGGAGGUAAAUUUUGAAAACGUUUGUAAGUUAAAAAUCUCAUGUAAGGUUUCCAUACAAUAUAUUGUAUCUAUUUUGAGCCAUUUCUCUCAUAUUUGUAUACUAAUCGCACUUAAAUCUCAUGAUAAUCUCUCCAAUACGAUACCUGUCUGCAAGAUUUGAGGACAAACUUUGAUCACCCAAUCAAAAUUAAUGGUUUUGAGCUAACAAGAUGCCAGCUCUCUGUCAUGAUUUGGUCAUUCACUGUAAUUAAGACAUUUAUGAAUUUUGUAAAAGAAACUUGUCUCAGAAGAAAACAUAGCCUCAAUAGCGCACCAUUUUGGGUAUAGAUAUCAUGGCGGUUAUUAACAGCUCAAUACAUGUAUGUGAUGGGUAAAAUGAUAACAAAAAUGUAUUAAUGCAGCUUUUUACCCACAAGUACAAAUUGUAUUGAGAAAAACAUGUAUGAAUGGACGUACUAAGGAUGUAGAAGGCCCGGGGCUGAAUGGGUGGUCACUGCUUGCAUCUGAAGUGACCUCCUAUGGAGCUGGCAUCCAAUCUUCUUGCAGACGUAUCAUGUCAAACAAGGUCAUACUCUUAUGCUCACGUUUUGUUAUUUCUAUUGUCAGUGAGAAGUUUGUCCUGAUAAAAUUGUAAGAAUUAUUCAGAAACUGAUAGUGAAGUCAAGCUGAUUGCCUCAUAUGGAAUAUUGACGGGCGUGGCAUUAAACAACAAACCAUUGUGUGUUACCAUGAUAACAGCGAUCUCUCACAUAGCAUAAUAUCUCAUUUCAACAUAAUAAACACAUCUGAUGAUUGGGAAACUGAAUAAUGUCUGCAUUGUAGUCCUAGUUACCCAUUCAUAUAAUUACUUAGGGGGCUUUGUAUGGGAUACAAAUGCAUUUUUUUCAUAUUGCAUUUCAGCCUGUGCUGGCCAAGUUCAGGGUUUUUAUGUCAUUGUUUAAAUUUGUAUGAUAUUUCAGACGUAUUUGUUAAUUUUAUGUUGUACAUGUAUCAAGCUGUUUUAUCAGUAACAUAAUCUGUUACAUCUUGUGUUGCCAUGGUUACUAAUGUGGGAGGACUGUAACAGGACAUGGACAGAAUCCCUGUUAUGAAAGGCAUCAGAGUCUAGAGUUGUCCCUUUAUAGAGUUAUGUCCCUUUGGUGUGGCAGGAAUCUAUGAUCAUGCAAGAUUAAGAUCAGAUUUUGGGUAACAGUCAGGGUUUCAUCAGGUUAGAGUUCGGGUUCCCGUUGAAGUCUGGGUUAUGGCUGAUGUCAGUUUGACAUUGAAUUUGUUAACAGGUUAGAAGCAGUUAGACAUGUGGUUGUGUCAUCUCCUGCCUUGUUACAGUCCUCCCUUGUAGUGUCGGCUUCUUAAUGGCAGACACGUUUGAUUGCUGGUUGCCACUUUUCAGGGAUGGAGCACUGCUAUCAUAAUUAUGUUCAUAAUUUUGUAAAAAUAUUUUUGUAUUGAAAUGAAUCAUUGAUCACAUAGUUUCCAAUAAUUAGUUAUGUUGUUUGAUGUGAAUACUAACAGGUAUGUAUAGCACUCUUUAUGCAAGUUCCCCUGGAAUCAGAUUUUCCAAAGAUGAGAAAAUAACUGACUUCUAUACGUCUUUCCAGUUUUUAAUCCCAGUGAAGGUAGAAUACUCACAGAUAAUUGUUUUAUGGAAGUAUAUUGUUGUUUUAGUGUGUGUUUGAAGUGAAUUAUACGAUUAUAGGAUAAAGAUAUAAUUAUGUGGAGGUUUGCAUGCUGCAAUAGCUUUAUGUGCUGAUGUUAAUUUGAUGUUAGAUGUAAUAUAUAUAUAUGCCCAGAAAUAAGUUAAACACCACAACGUCUGUAUUUGUGAAUGUCAAAAACUUCAGUGCUUGUACUGUUUGAGAGGCCUUCUAGAAAUUGUAAGCAAUAGGAAUGACAAGUCUGUAUGGAUGAUCAACUGCUGUAUUGUCCAAUAGCAAUGUUUCGGUAUAGAUACUUAUAUCUUCUUGAAAAUGGUAUAAGUGUCUAUACCAAAACGUCGCUAUUGUACAGUAAAGAAGUUGAUCAUCCAUAAAGACUUGCCAUUCUUUCAAAGUUUGUUUUGAAAAUAUCUGCAUUACAUUGACAUUCUUUUGAUUAAUAUUGAAGAUACCACUGAUAGCUCUUGGGCAGUUGGGAAACCAGCACCAGUUGGGCAGACGUCAUGUUGUAUAGAGAAGUAGAGGAGGCAGUUGAAGGAGAAGACGAAGCUUGAGAGGGAACAGUUACAAAACAUGUUGGCAGACAGUCAGAUUUGGUUUCUGUAUUGUAAAAACAAAAAUAUUUCUUUGAUUUAAAAAAUAUUCAAUUUCUUUAAUUACUAUUUGACAGUAAAAGGUCAGUGAACUUAUGUUACAACUAAUUUCAAGUGCGUACAUGUAUUUCUAACGUAAUUGUUCUUACAUGUGUGGUGCUCUGUUCGGGUUGUGCUGGCAUGGACAUAGGUCAGUGGUUGUUUAGUGGGAAAAUAAUGUGUGAGUGAAGGAAAUAUCACUGAAUUUAUAUUUUGCUAGGGGUUGUAUAACUGAUUGUGUCAGUCUGUGUACAAUUAGUUGUUGUCUCUUUGGAAACAUUAUUUCAUGAAACAUCAACAUUUAUCAAAAUACAUGUAUAUAAUCUUAUAUAUGUAGAGUUUCAGGAAGAACACUGACAUUUUACCUCUGAAGUAUGUCAAAACAAUUCCUUGGCCAGUUGAUAGUUCCCUGAUCCUGUGAAUUCUACCACUGAAAACUAGGUAGUUCAAGAAAGAUAUGGCAGUAAGACGUAGGUGAUGCAUGAUGCAUUGUAUCGGAUGUUGUAUCAUAUGAUACAGAUAUGACAAGCUAGAUUCCUUUCUUUCAAUCAUUCACUCUGCAGAUAAUCUGUUCCAUUUCAGAUAGUCAGCCAUGUGCUAGCUGCAGGUCUAGCAAUGUAGUUACGAGCCUACUGAUGCUUUAUCACUAUCUGUAGAUUAUCAUUAAACUUACGUAGGGUGAGUCGUGUAACUGUAGGUUGUAACAAUUAGAACAGGUGCUUCUCGGGGAGUUCCUUUUUACAUAUAGGGAGCAUGGUGAGGGUUCUAUGAUAUAUUUUAUUUCAUUUUAUUUAUUAAUUUAUUUAUUUUGGGGUUGGGACGGGAUGUUGUCUUAUUCUGUGGUUUUACUACAUAAGUUUAUACCAGGGUUCUGUUCAACCAAACAGUUCUAGCACUAUGUCCAUUGUAAGAUUGUUAGCACUACACCCAUUGUGACACUGUUGACACUACACCCAUUGUGACACUGUUGACACUACACCCAUUGUGACAUCGUCAGGCCAUUGCAAGUCAAGCUCAAUUGUGAUGUCAGAGUAGGUGUUAGCUCAAAGAAUAAUGGAAUUCACUCUCAGAGCAAUGACAGUUACAAAAUGUCUGUUCCAACUGGCACAUCUAUGACCAUUUUAGCCCCGAGACAAUUGUAAGUGUACAUUACGACAAUGGCCAAUGUACGUCUGUCUGCACAGUGACAGUAUAUAAUUACCAUGGAGACCAAUGUGAGUCUGUUAGAGAUAGGUUGCUUCAGGGUUGUUGUCUCACUAGGUUGGUGUCUGUCAUAGAUCCCAAUUUAGAAUAGUCUGUGAUGCUAAUGUGAUAUGCAUAUUGCCAUGUCGAUCAUGGGAAAUUGCUGUCAUGGCAGUCUGUAGGUAAUCUUCAGUUGAAUCUAGUAAUAAUACUUUGAAUUUAUAACAGAGAAACUAUUUGUCUUGUGUUACAUGUGUAGACAUAGUUAUUUAUUAAAGUGGGUAAACAUCCAGUAGUCAAGUAGAGAAGAUGAAUGGGAAAA